Pan troglodytes (chimpanzee) is the source of this 3559-nucleotide messenger RNA. It is a transcript of the gene TRIM22, whose product is annotated as tripartite motif containing 22. The record is from RefSeq and is a predicted model, not a curated record. The transcript has 8 exons. Gene Ontology annotation, molecular function: zinc ion binding; protein binding. The coding region runs from base 840 to 2336 and encodes 498 amino acids. Lineage: Eukaryota; Metazoa; Chordata; Mammalia; Primates; Hominidae.
AAACAUUUUAACUUUCUUUAGAUAAGGUGGGCACGUGAGGGAGAGAGGGGAGAUGGGGAAGGGGUGUGUGUGAUGAGCUAGAGAACUAAUUUUCUUCCAAAAUAAGGAAAGGAAUGUGAGUUGGUACUGAUAACGCCUGGUACUGUGACAUGUCUGGGCAUGUAGCAAAAGCAGAAAGGAAAGAAAAGAGAAGACAAGUGAAGUGGGGAGGGGGGCACUGUGAAUUAAAGAAUAAAGGAUUGAUCCGGCUAUUUGAAGAGAAACCUUAUCAUACCCCACAUUCCUAUUCUGUCAUUUUGAUUUUUCCAUUUUGCCAACGUGGAUCAGAAUAUUCUUUUAUUCAGAGGCAGCAAAUUCCUUCCUCCUUUCUCCCGAAGAAGCCUGUGCAAUGAAGCUUUAUUUUCACUUUUCAUAAAGCAACCUCAUGAUGAGGUUCAGCAGGGAUGAGAGCCCUUAUCUGGAUCUGGGUAUGAGGCGAAGGAGUCUUAGGUACUCACUCUUCAGAAGUAAGGCCCUUUUGAAGCGUAUCCUUUUACUUGCCUUCUGGUAACUUUUUGGAUGCUGUCCAUAGCUUUCCUGAUAAAUUAGCAGCCCUCUGGUUAGUCCGAGGAGAGAGGCCGCAGGACGGGCAGACUGCUGCUCAUCUCUGCAGCUCCACUUUGGUCUCUUGUCUCUGAAGGUCCAGUCACAGGGAACUUGUUCUUCUGAGUACCCACAGCUUACUCUUCCUUUGUAGCAGGACGGGCCACAGAAAAAACUCCUCAGACACCGAGCACUGCAGGAGUUUGUGACCAAGAACUUCAAGAGUCAAGACAGAAGGAAGCCAAGGGAGCAGUGCAAUGGAUUUCUCAGUAAAGGUAGACAUAGAGAAGGAGGUGACCUGCCCCAUCUGCCUGGAGCUCCUGACAGAACCUCUGAGCCUAGACUGUGGCCACAGCUUCUGCCAAGCCUGCAUCACUACAAAGAUCAAGGAGUCAGUGAUCAUCUCAAGAGGGGAAAGCAGCUGUCCUGUGUGUCAGACCAGAUUCCAGCCUGGGAACCUCCGACCUAAUCGGCAUCUGGCCAACAUAGUUGAGAGAGUCAAAGAGGUCAAGAUGAGCCCACAGGAGGGGCAGAAGAGAGAUGUCUGUGAGCCCCAUGGAAAAAAACUCCAGAUCUUCUGUAAGGAGGAUGGAAAAGUCAUUUGCUGGGUUUGUGAACUGUCUCCGGAACACCAAGGUCACCAAACAUUCCGCAUAAACGAGGUGGUCAAGGAAUGUCAGGAAAAGCUGCAGGUAGCCCUGCAGAGGCUGAUAAAGGAGGAUCAAGAGGCUGAGAAGCUGGAAGAUGACAUCAGACAAGAGAGAACCGCCUGGAAGAAUUAUAUCCAGAUCGAGAGACAGAAGAUUCUGAAAGGGUUCAAUGAAAUGAGAGUCAUCUUGGACAAUGAGGAGCAGAGAGAGCUGCAAAAGCUGGAGGAAGGUGAGGUGAAUGUGCUGGAUAACCUGGCAGCAGCUACAGACCAGCUGGUCCAGCAGAGGCAGGAUGCCAGCACGCUCAUCUCAGAUCUCCAGCGGAGGUUGAGGGGAUCGUCAGUAGAGAUGCUGCAGGAUGUGAUUGACGUCAUGAAAAGGAGUGAAAGCUGGACAUUGAAGAAGCCAAAAUCUGUUUCCAAGAAACUAAAGAGUGUAUUCCGAGUACCAGAUCUGAGUGGGAUGCUGCAAGUUCUUAAAGAGCUGACAGAUGUCCAGUACUACUGGGUGGACGUGAUGCUGAAUCCAGGCAGUGCCACUUCGAAUGUUGCUAUUUCUGUGGAUCAGAGACAAGUGAAAACUGUACGCACCUGCACAUUUAAGAAUUCAAAUCCAUGUGAUUUUUCUGCUUUUGGUGUCUUCGGCUGCCAAUAUUUCUCUUCGGGGAAAUAUUACUGGGAAGUAGAUGUGUCUGGAAAGAUUGCCUGGAUCCUGGGCGUACACAGUAAAAUAAGUAGUCUGAAUAAAAGGAAGAGCUCUGGGUUUGCUUUUGAUCCAAGUGUAAAUUAUUCAAAAGUUUACUCCAAAUAUAGACCUCAAUAUGGCUACUGGGUUAUAGGAUUACAGAAUACAUGUGAAUAUAAUGCUUUUGAGGACUCCUCCUCUUCUGAUCCCAAGGUUUUGACUCUCUUUAUGGCUGUGCCUCCCUGUCGUAUUGGGGUUUUCCUAGACUAUGAGGCAGGCAUUGUCUCAUUUUUCAAUGUCACAAACCACGGAGCACUCAUCUACAAGUUCUCUGGAUGUCACUUUUCUCGACCUGCUUAUCCGUAUUUCAAUCCUUGGAACUGCCUAGUCCCCAUGACUGUGUGCCCACCGAGCUCCUGAGUGUUCUCAUUCCUUUACCCACUUCUGCAUAGUAGCCCUUGUGCUGAGACUCAGAUUCUGCACCUGAGUUCAUCUCUACUGAGACCAUCUCUUCCUUUCUUUCCCCUUCUUUUACUUAGAAUGUCUUUGUAUUCAUUUGCUAGGGCUUCCAUAACAAAGCAUCAUAGACUGCUGAUUUAAACUGUAAUUGUAUUGCCGUACUGUGGGCUGGAAAUCCCAAAUCUAGAUUCCAGCAGAGUUGGUUCUUUCUGAGGUCUGCAAGGAAGGGCUCUCUUCCAUGCCUCUCUCCUUGGCUUGUAGAAGGCAUCUUGCCCCUAUGACUCUUCACAUUGUCUUUAUGUACGUCUCUGUGCCCGAGUUUUCCCUUUUUAUUAAGACAUCAGUCAUACUGGCUCAGGGCCCACUGCUAAUGCCUUAAUGAAAUCAUUUUAACAUUAUAUUCUCUACAAAGACCUUAUUUCCAAAUAAGAUAAUAUUUGGAGGUAUUGGGAAUAAAAACUCCAACAUAUAAAUUUGAGGAAGUCACGAUUUCACUCAUAACAAUCUUACCCUUUCUUGCAAGAGAUGCUUGUACAUUAUUUUCCUAAUACCUUGGUUUCACUAGUAGUAAACAUUAUUAUUAUUUUUUUAUAUUUGCAAAGGAAACAUAUCUAAUCCUUCCUAUAGAAAGAACAGUAUUGCUGUAAUUCCUUUGUAAUCUCUUUUCUUCCUCAUUUCCUCUGCCCCUUAAAAGACUGAAGAAAGAGAAACUUGUCAACUCAUAUCCACGUUAUCUAGCAAAGUACAUAAGAAUCUAUCACUAAGUAAUGUAUCCUUCAGAAUGUGUUGGUUUACCAGUGACACCCCAUAUUCAUCACAAAAUUAAAGCAAGAAGUCCAUAGUAAUUUAUUUGCUAAUAGUGGAUUUUUAAUGCUCAGAGUUUCUGAGGUCAAAUUUUAUCUUUUCACUUACAAGCUCUAUGAUCUUAAAUAAUUUACUUAAUGUAUUUUGGUGUAUUUUCCUCAAAUUAAUAUUGGUGUUCAAGACUGUAUCUAAUUCCUCUGAUCACUUUGAGAAACAAACUUUUAUUAAAUGUAAGGCACUUUUCUAUGAAUUUUAAAUAUAAAAAUAAAUAUUGUUCUGAUUAUUACUGAAAAAAUGUCAGCCAUUUCAAUGUCUUGGGAAACAAUUUUUUGUUUUUGUUCUGUUUUCUUUUUGCUUCAAUAAAACAAUAGCUGGCUCUA